This is a messenger RNA of Pocillopora meandrina, 252 nucleotides long. NCBI's taxonomy places the organism in Eukaryota, Metazoa, Cnidaria, Anthozoa, Scleractinia, Pocilloporidae. The record is from the annotation of a GenBank genome assembly.
AUGGAAAAUCAGCAUCGUUCAGUUCCUUGUUUUGUAAGACUUAUCCACAGUUCUGCAUUCUACGUAUGUUUUGGUAUUUCUUCCAUGACUCUAACCGCUGUGAGCUAAGAGCGCUUUGUGGCUGUUCGUCUAAUUGUAAGGUACAAUGCGAUGUUUUCAACGAGACGGGUUCUAAAAUUUGCUUUGGGGAUAUGGAAGGUAAAUAUAUUCUUGACUGCUCGGGAACGGGCUAAAAUAGAUAAAGCUCAGUAA